This is a messenger RNA of Phaethon lepturus (White-tailed tropicbird), 1637 nucleotides long. RefSeq names its product Kruppel-like factor 11 (gene KLF11). Gene Ontology annotation, molecular function: RNA polymerase II cis-regulatory region sequence-specific DNA binding; DNA-binding transcription factor activity, RNA polymerase II-specific. The transcript has 4 exons. Gene Ontology annotation, biological process: regulation of transcription by RNA polymerase II. The annotation marks the transcript as partial. The record is from RefSeq and is a predicted model, not a curated record. NCBI's taxonomy places the organism in Eukaryota, Metazoa, Chordata, Aves, Phaethontiformes, Phaethontidae.
GUUGACAUUGUGGACAUCUAUGAGUCUAUCCGUGAAAGGCAGCGUCAUGACAGCGAAAGGUCUACCUGCAGCACCUUGGAGCAGAAUGACAUUGAAGCUGUUGAAGCGCUUGUUUGUAUGAGCUCCUGGGGUCAAAGAUCGCAGAAAGGUGACAUAUUAAAGAUAAGGCCACUGACGCCCUUCUCGGAUUCUGGUGAUUUCACAAUGCACACUGAGGCUACGUCUGAAUUACCAAAGGACUAUUUAUCUACACUGUGCAUGACCCCUCCGCACAGCCCUGACUUUGUUGAGAUAUCAGCUGCUGUGCUCCUCUCCUCACAAGUCACUUACUCCAAACCAAGGACUGUCAUGGCAAAUACAGCUGCCUGCUCAGUCACGUCCGUGAUUGGUGCCUCUCCCAUAACCAAGCCAUCUGCUAUCAACACAGAGCGACAGUGCAGUCAGAAGCCAGUGAUAUCUGAAUCCUUUGCCCCUCAGCCUUGCAGGGCCAUGGCAACAAGCGUGAUACGUCACACAGGUGAUAGUUCUGCUUACCAUCACAUUCCUGACAGCAUGUCCAGAGACUGGUGUGGAGCAGAUGACCGAAGACAUUCCAGACUGCCACAGGACACGUGUGCCAUGGAUGAUUUAAUUAACAAAACCUCUCCAGUACAUCAACCUUGUGCACAUGACUCCAGUGAUAUUGUGACCAAUAAAGGACAGCUACCAGUCCGGCCCGUUUCACCGCAGGCCCGUUUACCAAAGAAUUGCGAGACUGACUUGCAAAAAAGAGCUACCCCAGUGACACCUGCCCCUGUUUCAAGCCCCCAGGUUCUCUGUCAAAUGAUCCCUUUAAAUGGACAAAGCAGUAUGAUCAAUGCCUAUGUCAAGCCUUCAACCCCAACAGUCUCGACUCCCAUGAAACCUAUUUUACCACAGGCAGCCCCGCUCCCUCAGCCUGUACUCAUGGGGCCUUCUGUGCCUCAGGGGACCGUCAUGCUGGUUCUUCCACAGACUGCUGUAACACAGACACCACAGUGCCCGCAAACAGUGAUGACUGUUGGGAACACCAAGUUACUGCCCCUUGCUCCUGCUCCUGUGUUCAUCGCUUCCGGUCAAAGCUGCACCCCCCAGAUGGACUUUUCUAGACGGAGGAAUUAUGUUUGCAGUUUCCCUGGGUGCAAGAAAACCUAUUUCAAAAGUUCACACCUCAAAGCCCACCUUCGCACCCACACUGGAGAAAAGCCUUUCAGCUGCAACUGGGAAGGCUGUGACAAGAAGUUUGCCCGCUCAGAUGAACUGUCACGCCACCGUAGAACUCACACGGGAGAGAAGAAGUUUGCUUGUCCUGUGUGUGAGCGUCGCUUCAUGCGCAGCGAUCACUUGACAAAGCACACCCGCCGCCAUAUGACCACAAAGAAGAUCCCCAGCUGGCAGGCAGAGGUUGGCAAACUCAACAGAAUUGCCACAACAGAGAAACCGAAAAGCAGCAGUGCUCUGAGUAUGCUCAUCCCCGUGCCAUCGUCUGUCUGUCAGGGCUAGUGUGAGGAAGCACCUUCUCUACAAACUUUCUGAAGAUCAGGAAGAGCUCUGACGGCUACAACAAAACUGACAAUGGCUUUUCCAUGGCCCUGUUUGUGCAUACUUUAGUUUCCUUU